AUGCCUGCAACUCCUUCAAGACUGCAAGUACUAUCGCUUUAUAAGCAAUUCAUUAGAAAUUCAAACCAAUUUAACAAUUUCAACUUUAGAGAAUACUUUCUAAGAAUAUCCAGGGAGAAAUUCAAAGAAAAUGCCCCAAUACAGGAUAAAGAGAAGGUAGCAAAACUAUACGAAGCAGCACAAAGAGAUCUUGGAGUUUUAAAGAGACAAAAACUAAUCUCCCAGAUGUACACCUUCGAUAAAUUGGUUGUAGAAUCUGCCAAGGAUCAAGGAGACUCAAGAUCAUAA
This is a messenger RNA of Naumovozyma castellii, 288 nucleotides long. RefSeq names its product Isd11p (gene ISD11). Bases 1 to 288 code for a protein of 95 amino acids. The transcript has a single exon. The record is from RefSeq and is a predicted model, not a curated record. Lineage: Eukaryota; Fungi; Ascomycota; Saccharomycetes; Saccharomycetales; Saccharomycetaceae.